AUACAUUCGGGUACCCGAAAUAUUUCGGUUCGGAUCUUGUUCGGUUUUAUUUCUUUAAAUACCAAAAUUUUGAACCCGUUAGGAUAUUUAAUAAAUUUUUGUUGGGUUCGGUAUUAUUUUUCGGAUUGGGUUCUGGUCAGGUCUUCGGAUUCAAGUUUUAUGCCCAGCCCUAGACUUGAUACCGAAAAAUAAUUAGGUAUAAUGAGUGUCGUUAGGAUCGGAUAUUCUGAUUUACAUAUUUGAAAGAUCGAUGGCAUAUUCUCAUUUCUAUAUUUUGUAGAAAUUGUUAUAAAAAAGUUAAGAUAUAUAAUAUUUCGAAUGUAGAUUGGAAAUUAAUAAAUAGAUAGCUCAGAAUUUAAGGAAAAAAGUCUUAAAAAUUAUAUAUCUUCUUAUCAAAUAUAACAGAAUAACAAAAUAAAGAAAUCUAAUUAAAAUGUUUGUGGUUUUUUUUGUUUGGAAGACAUGUAAUAAAGAUUUGAUGAAACCUAUUCUUAAUAACAUGUUUCUAAUGUUCUUUAUUUGUUACGAAAAAACUAAUCUAACAUAAAAAGACACGUGUAUAAAUUGUAGUGGUUUAUGAUAAACAAAAAAACUUAUGUAACAUAAAAGAUGAUCAUGAUAUAAUCUCUAUAUGAUUGAAUCUUAUAAACUGUAACCAUUGUGUUCAUAUUGGCUGGUUUCUCUAAGUUUAACAGAAAAGAAAGUGAUCUCAUACUAAAUGUUCGUCAUUGUAAGAAAGAACCAAGCAGUAAGCAUUGUUUGCUAUCAAGCGGACAAAUUAUAGUGUACUCUCUUUUUUUUGAACAUGUACUAUGAUGAAAUAUGGACAAAAAUAUUAAGUAAUCUGAUGAAUCAUGUUGCAGUUUAUGAUCUCAAGAGAAGGAAAUAUGAUCAUUUAUACGAAGAUGAGGUCUAUUUAUGGUCUUGUAUUGUUAAUGUAAUAGUAGAUAACCGUGAGUUUUGUUUUUGUAUUGUUAAUUUCGGAUAAUGAGAUUGGUUAAGUUUUAAUAGAUUUAAUGUUGGUUUAGUUUUAGUUGUCCGGUCCUUUAAUCUUAGUAGUGUAUAAUAAUAAUUAGAUGUAACAAAUUUGUAAUGGUCCAUAAAUUAAGUAGCUUUCUAACAAAAAUGAAAGAAUCCAAAAUUUAAAUGACAACUUUCAACAGUAGAUAAAUUUAGGACCCUAAAUUAAUAGAUUGGAUUAAAUUUUGUAGAAGGUAGUAAGUUACUUGCAUUGGAGAUUUGGAGUUCUCCUGUCAAAUAAAAUCAGUUAAAAGAACGACUUACAUACCACAUAUAUUAAGACCAACAACAUUUUUUAGAAUAGUUUAAAGCAAGUUUAUAACUCUAAAUCUCCCUAUGUUAGCAAAUCUUAUAAGCAUAUGGUUAUUCCUUCUUCGUCUUAUGUGCAAGCAGAAUGAGGAUUUUAGCAAACUUUUCCCAAAGAGAGCAGAGAACACGGGAAUCACUAUAAUACAAAAACAUGAAUUAGUAAGUAUACUUUUUAUGCAUCAUAUCGAAUAAGUUUCAAAAAAUGAGAGAGAAAUCUAUGGUACCGACUUGAUGUCUCGAAGAGUCUCCAGUUUCAUCAUUGGUUUGCUUGAAAAUUGAAUUGUUUCUACCUCUCCCAAAUUCAUAACCUGACCAAAAAAAAUUUAAGAGCAGAAAUGAAUAACAGUAUAUACAUAUUGUAAAUAGUGUAAAAUCAGUAGUCUUACAUUCUGAUCUGCAAUAAUCAUCUCCAAACUUACUCAUAUUAAGCACUAAACUGCUUCCAGCUAUGAAUUAUUUUGACUUGAAUCCACCAGCCUAUUUUGAAAUGUUUGAUAUCACUUGGGGUACUGUUUUUUUAGGAGGCGCCAUCUAGAUUCACGAUAUAGGUAGAGUAGGAUAUUGGUUUGAUGAGUCUUUUGGGUUGGCGUCGACCUUCUACUUAUUCAUAGCGUGAACUUGAAGACGAAGUUAAGAUAUUUAGCAAAUCCCUAGAAAAUCUAUAAAAUGGCAUAAAAUAUUUGUAUACCAAGUAAAGAUACCAAACUCGGUUGAAAAGAUCGACAAUAUAUAAUUUAUAAUAAAUGACACAAAAUAUUUGCAAACCAAGUAAAAUAUCAAAAAUCGAUUUAUUUAAAACAUUAAAUACCAAGUUAUUUCCCCUUAUUCUUCCCUUUUAUAAUAAGAUUAGACAUAAUUAACAUUUAGAUUAUAUUCGGUUUGAUAGGAUAAUUUGCAAAAUCUAUCAAAGCAGUUAUACAACGAACAAAUCCUUACUAAAAUUAAGGACAAAUUAAAAUAUGAGAUUCUCUUGUAAUUUGCAAACCGUCAAACUGUAAUUCUGUUAAACUUUGAAAUUAUUAUUUAAAUAUAAUUUUUUUAAACAUAUAGAAUAGCACGUAAGUUGAGAUAUUUUAGUAUAUGUUGCUCAAAUUAUAGUACAUAUUUGUAAGACUUAAAAAUGAUAUUGUGAAAUAACUACAUGCAUUAAGAUAUAUAGUUUUGAUAUAUAAUAAGAAAACAUAUAAUAAGAAAACAUAUAAUAAGAAAACAUAGACACAUUUGUAGUGCCUAAAUUAAACACUUUAUAUAACUACACACAGCUGAUAUCAUACACGUUUCGGUAAGUAUUUCAAACACUUUAUAUAACUAAAUUGAUGACUUGAGAGUAGUUCUAAAUAAUAUUUUGAAAUGAGUAUAUGCAUUAGUAUUUACAGUUUUGUUAUAUGAUAUAAAAAUAAGAAUGACACACAUUUGUAAUCUCUGAAAACGAAAGGGAAAUGUUUCUGGUGCUUUGAAUCUCUUUUGAGUUUAUGGUCAAACUCAGUAACAUACUCGUUGUUCUUGAUAUAUGUAGGUUAUGGAAAAGUUAAAUGUUUCUGGUGCUUUGAAUCUUCUAUAUGAAACCCGAAUUGUAUGUGUCGAUUGUUUUGGAAAUAUGCUUGAUAUAUUCUUUUGUAGUAUUUUCCUUUUUUUUUUAAGAAAAAGCCAGUGGCAUGGUAUUGUAAUUAUAGGGAAAAAGUAAGGGCAGAAUCUUAUAAGGGAUUUUGCUUUAAUAGUAUAGACUAGAUUUUGACCCGCGCUUUUAAAGCGCGGGAUUGUUUAUUUAUAUAUAUCUAUUAUUAUAACAAAUGUGUUUCUUCAUAAAAUUUAUAUCAAGUGUUUUUAUGAUUUUUAUUAUCAGUUGUUUUUAUAUGUUUAUGUGAUCCUUUUUAUCUAUAAAAUAUUAAUGCUGUGAAAUUUAUUGUUGCAAAAUUUAGUAAGAAAUUAACUUCAAAUUAUUUGCAAUAUAAUUAAUUUUACAAUGACAUGUAAUAUUAUUAAAAUUUUAAAAGACUAUAUAAUUUAAAUUAAGAAUGUUUAGCAAUAUAAUGUAAAACCAUAUUGUAAAUAUAUUUUUAUGUUUAUUAAUUGUAAAUGUGAUAUUUUAAUGUAAUAUCAGAAAAAUGUUUAAUUGUUUUGUUAACAUCAAAAUUAAAAUAUUGAAAUAAUUAAUUCAAAGUCUAUAUAAUUAAAGGUUGUUUGAUAAAUAUAAAUCGAAUGGGCCCCCAACAAAUUUGUUGUUGUCGUUUGUAGUCCAAUAAAACUAAUACUUAUUUUUGGUCUUAUAGACCAUUUGUAUAUAUAUAUUGUUUUAAGUUUUUAUUAUGCACUGAUUUUGCUUGGUGAAUAUGGCACAUGCCUAAUAUUAUGGCUGCAUUUAGUGAUAAUGUCGAAAUUUGGUUCCUAGAUUUUAGGAGAAUCACAACGUAAUAUUUAUUGUAAUUGGUUUGAAAAAAAAUCAGGCCAAAAAUAGAAGUAUAACAGUUAAUGAUUUUAUGUAAUUGUUUUGUAGAUUUGAUUGGUGGUAAUUAAUGUUGACGUUUUUUUAAAACAAAAAGCAAAAAUAGGAAAUGGCAGUCCCUUGUAAAUAACUCUCAAAAUCAAAGGCAGAAUCCUAUUAAGGAUUCUGCUUUAAUAGUAUAGAUAACUAGGAUAAGACCUGUGACUUGCGCAAGGUUAAUUUGUAUAUAUUAUCGACAAUUUUUUUUAGUAUAUUUGAUCAUUUUAUUUAUACAUAUAUAAUAUUUUUUGUUGUUAUUAUAUAAUUUCUUCCGAUGGACCAGAUCAAUUUUUUUAUUAAAAAUUGCAAAACUAAACUAUAAUUAAUAUAGAAUGGGUUGAUCAGAUUAGACAUACAAAUUAUGAUACAAAAACCUUAUUUUAUUCCACCAAACACAUUCUUGAAAAACAUGAACAAUAUUAUUUUCACAGUUCAAUUAUUUUGACAUUUAUCUUUCAUAUGGGUUUGAAAAGUUUCUGAUCAACCAUCGAAUUGAUACAUGUCAUUUUAAUGCCUUUAGUUGUAUACUUAAAGAAAACUUAUAUUUUUGUAAUUUGUAAUCUCUUUUCGAAGUCGUUUUAAUUUAAAACUUAUAUUUUUGUAAUUUAAAGUCGUUUUAAAAAAUUUAACAUAUAACAUAUAAGAAAAAAAUCUAUUUUUUUUAUUAUAUGGUUAAUGUGAUUGUUUAAUUUUUCUAAUAAUAUAAAAUUAAACAAAAAUGAAGAAAGAUGCAAAAAUUGUUAUCAAAUCUUUAUUAUUCAUAGUCAUUAAUUUCUAUAUAUAUGUUAAUCAUAUUUGGUAAUUCUGUAGCUUUUAUUUAAGUAAAAAAUACACGCUUCUUAUAUUUUGGAUUAAUAUAAUGUUCCCUAGUAAUUGUAUUUGGACCAUCAUUUUUUUAAUUAAUUCUUAAGCUGCCACAUAAGCUAAAUUGACAUCCUAAUUAAGUGACACCUAAGUAGAUUCUCUUUGUAAUUAGUAAAAACUUAAGGUUACGACUUGUUAAAGGAUCCUCAAUUAAUAUAUAGGGGAUAAGCAUUUGUGGGAUUAGGUUUGAUCGAGUUAUAACUCUUUUAGAUCAUUUUGAAUAUAGGUGAGCACAAAUUGAAUAUCCAGGUUUUAAAGGUAAUCUUAAUUGGAUUCAUUUCGUCCAAAUAAUCAACUAUACGAUUCGUCGAAUCGGAUUCGAUCCGCUCUGCAACUACCUAGAUAUUCAAUGUUCGGAUACCCAAAAUUUUUAACAUUUUUGACCUGAUAUCCAAUUCGAUCCAUACAAAUAUAUUAAAACAAAUGAAUGAGAAAUUAAAUGAAAAAAAUCAAUCUAAUAUAAAAUAAUAAUAAUUUAUUAUAAAAUUUAAAAUUUAUGUAUUGUAAAUACUUUGAUAACUAAAAUUACUUUAAUAAUAAAAUAUUGUAAAACUUACAUAAAAUAUAAUAAUUAUAUAAUUUAUAUUUAUAACUUUUUAGAUAUAUGAAAGUUUGCAUAUAAUGGAUCGGAUAUCCAUUUUUUAAAAUAUUAAUAUUUAUGCUUUGCUUCAUUUUUUACAGAUAUAUUAAUAUUUGAUUUGUUUCAUAGAAUUACAAAUAUCUAUAUUUUAGGUUCGAAUCAAAACGAAUGAUGAAUCAUAUCAAAUUUUACAAAUAUUUUGCUCAGACCUAGUUUUGGAAAAAAUAUUGUUUGUUCAUAGUUUUCUAUAUCUGAAACAAAAAGACAAUAUUAUAAUUCAGUAAUGCUUUUGUUUGAGAGAAAGUAAGAAGCAAUCAAUAUUUUUUGGGUAAUCGUUUUUACUCCAUUCCAUUGCUAAAACUCCAAUUCAGAAACUAUAGUUGUCAUCAUCUAUAGUUUUUUGAUGAAAUUUUGCAAAUAUAUUAUGUUGGAUCGGACCAAAACUAUUUUAUUUUGUUUUAUUAAAAUGAAUAUGAAGUGAGGCUUACAUUCUUGAUUAGUAUCCACUUUUCAGUUUUCACUUUUCACAAACCACACAAUAGUCUCUAGUCUAGACUAGUUGACUAGUAAAAGGUUGGAUCCAUUUUAGAAAUAUUUUAUUUAUAGUUAGGUAUUGGGUUGUCUUGACGUCCAUAGAUUCUACACACAAUAUACUUUUUUUUUUCUCUUUCUAAGCAAAUAUGUAUGUAAUAUGAUUUCAAACAGUUUUGAAUAGAACAGUGACAUGAAUAACAAAAUUAUCUUUACUCUAACAACAUUUCCUUUAAAUUUCCCCACUAGUGUUUUCCUGAAUGCGUUUAGUGAGAUACAACAAAAUACAUACAUCAGUGGCGAAAAUUAGAUUUACCAAAUCCAAGAAAAGCUGAGGGACAAAAAAAAAAGAAAAGAAAAGUUAACGGAACAGAGUUAAGGGACAACAAGUAACAAGAACCUACCUGCUUAAGCAAAGCAAAGCAAAGCUUAUAAAAAGCAACACCUUUGGUCUUCUUUAAAGUUCUUGAACAUAAACUCUUAGGACAUAUAACUUCUUCUUAAUUGUCUCUUUUUCUCGGGAAAAUCCAAAGUCAAGAUCAAAGGGAGAUUUCGUCUCUAGAGAUCUUUAGAAGAUUUUAGAUUCAAUCAAACAAUGGUUGGUAUCUUUUCCAGAUUCUCUGUUGGUAGAAGCAGCCAUCGACGAACUCAAAGUGCAAUCGAUGAUAAGGAAGUAUUGGCUCCAAGUUCUGAUGUUACUGCAUCAACUACCACAGCAGCUACUCAUGGUAUUGAAGUAGCAACAGAAUUUAAACCAGUGGAACAUCCGGUCGAGCCUUUGGACAAUGAUCAACUGAUUCAAUGUCCCUUGCCCGAACCAUCCAUUCUUAAUGAUGGAAGAAUCUGGAAGGAGAGAGUCUCUGCGUCUAUGAGGAGAAGAGGUGAUUUGCAGAUUAUGAAAGAUGAGAAUUCUACUGAAUCUGAUGGUUCAGCACCAAAACCGCCUCGCCCGCCUAAUCGUUCCAUCUUGCCAUCAUUUAGUGCCCCUGAACACAACUUGCUAAAUUUACUAGAAGAAUGCAAUGCGAUUCAGACGGUAGCUUCCAAGAACGGAUGAACAAAAGUUCCUUAUCAAGUUUAUAAGCACUUAUAACAUGCCUCUUCUUCAAACCCCUCAUGGAUCCCUAAUAUAUUAAUCCACAAGCAUUUUUAAUAAUAAACCUUGCUUUGGUAAAUUAAU
Molecule: messenger RNA, 6966 nt
Organism: Brassica rapa (field mustard)
Lineage: Eukaryota; Viridiplantae; Streptophyta; Magnoliopsida; Brassicales; Brassicaceae
Source: RefSeq, a predicted model, not a curated record